Molecule: messenger RNA, 1038 nt
Organism: Ostreococcus lucimarinus CCE9901
Lineage: Eukaryota; Viridiplantae; Chlorophyta; Mamiellophyceae; Mamiellales; Bathycoccaceae
Exons: 2
Coding region: 1-1038 (345 amino acids)
Source: RefSeq, a predicted model, not a curated record
AUGGAGACAUACCUGGUGACUGGCGCAGCUGGUUUUAUCGGAAGUUACGUCGCACGAGCGCUCAACGAGCGUCGUGUACGAGUCGUUGGUUUAGAUAACAUCAACGGCUACUACCCGAGGGCUUUGAAGAGAAAUCGGAUUUCAAAGCUCGCAGAGGUUGGCGUGCACGUGGUGGAGGCGGACCUCAAUGACUCUUUGACACUCAGGGGGAUUUUAGAUACGUGUAGAGUGACGACAAUCGUACACUUGGCAGCACAAGCGGGCGUGAGAUAUGCAGUGAAAAAUCCAGGGUCGUAUGUUCACUCAAAUGUCGCAGGUUUUGUUUCACUGCUCGAAGAAGUAGUGAAGACAAGUCCUAUACCAAGAGUGAUCUUUGCCUCGUCGUCGAGUGUAUAUGGGUUGAACACAAAGCUUCCGUUUAGCGAAUCGGAUGUAACUGAUUCGCCAGCGUCACUAUACGCCGCAACCAAAAAAGCGAAUGAACUCUUGGCGCGCACAUACAAUCAUAUUCAUGGUGUUGCAUUGACGGCGCUGCGCUUUUUCACAGUCUAUGGGCCGCACGGUAGACCUGAUAUGGCGUACUACUCGUUCGCGAAUAAUAUCAGGGCAGGGCAACUUGUGAAUAUAUUUAGAAGUGCCGAUGGCAGUGAACUUGCACGUGACUUUACAUACAUAGAUGAUAUUGUUCGUGGUAUCAUUGCAGCAUGCGAUACAAGCGAGGCUAGUGGGAAGAAAGCAGAUGGUUCGAACCCACCUUUUAGGGUAUAUAAUCUUGGCAACACGCAUCCGGUGACGGUGAGCGACUUCGUCUCGAAACUUGAACACGCCCUUGGCAUGGUGGCCAAGCGCAACUACUUGCCCAUGCCCAAGACUGGGGAUGUCCCUUACACACAUGCCAACAUCAGUGCUGCUGAACGUGACUUGUCGUACAAACCCAGAGUUGAUCUUGAUACUGGUCUUCAAUAUUUCGCGGAAUGGUACUUAGGUUACUAUGAUAGUGGCGCGAACAGUGAGGACUUCAAGUACAUACCACUGUGA